Sapajus apella (tufted capuchin) is the source of this 2434-nucleotide messenger RNA. RefSeq names its product adipocyte plasma membrane associated protein (gene APMAP). Gene Ontology annotation, biological process: biosynthetic process. The record is from RefSeq and is a predicted model, not a curated record. Gene Ontology annotation, molecular function: strictosidine synthase activity. Lineage: Eukaryota; Metazoa; Chordata; Mammalia; Primates; Cebidae. The transcript is spliced from 9 exons. Bases 289 to 1539 code for a protein of 416 amino acids.
UCCGGGCCCCGGAGUCCGAGACGGGCGGAGACCUCGGCAGCCCCAGGUGCCGGUUCUAAGCAGGCUCAGCGCCGCGCUCCCGGGAGGUCAGUACUCGCCGCCAAGAGCGCGGGAAACCGCCCGCCCAGGAGACCGGAAGGGGCGGGGACGGCGCUGCGGAUUGGCCCCUGGGCGCAACCUCAUUUCCGCGCGCCGGGGAGGGCGGGCCUGGCGCGGGAGGGCGGGCCUGGCGCCGGAGGCCGCGCCGCUCAGUGCGGGGUGGUGGCGGGGAGGUCGGGCGCCGGUACCAUGAGCGAGGCGGACGGGCUGCGACAGCGCCGGCCCCUGCGGCCGCAGGUCGUCACAGACGAUGAUGGCCAGGCCCCGGAGGCUAAGGACGGCAGCUCCUUUAGCGGCAGAGUUUUCCGAGUGACCUUCUUGAUGCUGGCUGUUUCUCUCACCGUUCCCCUGCUUGGAGCCAUGAUGCUGCUGGAAUCUCCUAUAGACCCACAGCCUCUCAGCUUCAAAGAACCCCCCCUUUUGCUUGGUGUUCUACAUCCAAAUACGAAGUUGCGACAGGCAGAAAGGCUGUUUGAAAAUCAGCUUAUUGGACCGGAGUCCAUAGCACAUAUUGGGGAUGUGAUGUUUACUGGGACAGCAGAUGGCCGGGUCGUAAAACUUGAAAAUGGCGAAAUAGAGACUAUUGCCCGGUUUGGUUCGGGCCCGUGCAAAACCCGAGAUGAUGAGCCUGUGUGUGGGAGACCCCUGGGUAUCUGUGCAGGGCCCAAUGGGACUCUCUUUGUGGCUGAUGCAUACAAGGGACUAUUUGAAGUAAAUCCCUGGAAACGUGAAGUGAAACUGCUGGUGUCCUCUGAGACUCCCAUUGAGGGGAAGAAAAUGUCCUUUGUGAAUGAUCUUACGAUCACUCAGGAUGGGAGGAAGAUUUAUUUCACUGAUUCUAGCAGCAAAUGGCAAAGACGAGACUACCUGCUUCUGGUGAUGGAGGGCACAGAUGACGGGCGCCUGCUGGAAUAUGAUACUGUGACCAGGGAAGUAAAGGUUUUAUUGGACCAGCUGCGGUUCCCCAAUGGAGUCCAGCUGUCUCCUGCGGAAGACUUUGUCCUGGUGGCAGAAACGACCAUGGCAAGGAUACGAAGAGUCUAUGUUUCUGGCCUGAUGAAGGGGGGCGCCGAUCUGUUUGUGGAGAACAUGCCUGGAUUUCCAGACAACAUCCGGCCCAGCAGCUCUGGGGGUUACUGGGUCGGCAUGUCGACCAUCCGCCCUAACCCUGGGUUUUCCAUGCUGGAUUUCUUAUCUGAGAGACCCUGGAUUAAAAGGAUGAUUUUUAAGCUCUUCAGUCAGGAGACGGUGAUGAAGUUUGUGCCGCGGUACAGCCUUGUCCUAGAACUCAGCGAUAGCGGUGCCUUCCGAAGAAGCCUGCACGAUCCUGAUGGGCUGGUUGUCACCUACAUCAGCGAGGCGCAUGAGCACGACGGGUACCUGUACCUGGGCUCCUUCAGGUCCCCCUUUCUCUGCAGACUCAGCCUCCAGUCUGUUUAGCCUGCCCAGAUAGCUGCCCUUGCCAUGCAAGCCGGGAGUCUUUACACUCAGGCACCGGGCCUUGUCCAGAAGGAGCUGUAGACACAGUUGUGGUUCAAGUGUCCACAUGCACCUGUCAGUCCCUGAGGGGUGGUGGGCACGGCUGCUUCAUCCUCUUCGAGGAUGCCCGGGACCUGCCAGGGGCACCUUCACCUGGGCCCGUCUUUCUGUUGAGAGGGAAGUGUAACAUAUCUGCCACAGGGAGGAUAAAUUCAUGUAAAGCCAUUUUCUCUUAAAACAAAACAAAGCUUUCUAAGUACAGUCAUUCUCUAGGACUUGGGAAGCUUCUUGCACUUGGAACAGGGCUCAGGUGAGUGGAGCAGUGACGCAUUGCCCAUGAGCUUGCUGCUGCGACCCUGCCCCGUGGCCUCAGUGUCCUUCUUUACUGUCAUAUAAUGUGCGAUCAUACCUUUGUUUGUUGGGGGGGGAUGGAAGAGCAGAGGGAGCACAGCCCAAGGGUGUUGAGGCGAGCAGUGAGAGCCGUGUAAGCCAAGAAUGGAACCGUGUUCCCAAGUGUUGUGUGGGAUGGGGGCGCUCCCAUAGUGCAUAGGAAAAGCACAUUGACUCUAGCGGCUCAGAGAGAACUUUGCUGGGUUUCUUUCUGUGAAUAUCUCCACACUGCCCAUGCUGACCAUGCUGGAAUUGGAUGAUUCUGUAAUUCGGGACCCAUUGCAGGGGUGUGUUCAGUAAUGUCGUGUCUGUGACCUUUGUUCUUGACCCCUAGACCCCAAAAUGUGAACAGUGCACGUGUUAAUGUCAUCUUUGCUCAUGUGUUAUAAGCCCCAAGUUGCUGUAUAUUUUCACAGGUAUGUCUACACACUGGUCAUGAUUUUGAUAAUAAAUAUGAUCAAUUGAC